AUGUUCCUGAACCCCUCGGCGAGUUCUUGGGCAUAUCAAGGACCAAGCCCCGAUCCCGCCAUUGAAGCUUUCCAUCAACUCCUUCCAGACUACAACAUCACCCCUCUCAUCGAGCUUCCCGACACCGCAAAAGAGCUAGGAGUGGGUCGCGUGCUCGUAAAGGAUGAAUCGCAUCGAUUUGGGCUGCCAGCUUUCAAGAUAUUGGGUGCUUCUUGGGCCAUAUACAAGGCCGUCGCAUCGGAGUGUGGAGCCUCUCUACCUUGCUCAUUGGAGACGCUUGGUGCAAAAGCGCGGAGUCGCAGGCUCAGGCUUGUAGCAUGUACGGAAGGCAAUUGGGGUCGUGCUACAGCCAGGAUGGCGAGAUACCUCCAGAUCCCCGCCACAGUCUUCGUCCCUAAAUUCAUGGACAUGGCUACGCAAAGGACGAUCUCUAGCGAAGGCGCUGAGGUGCUGGUUGUCAAUGGCGAUUAUGACAUGUCAAUUGAGGCCGCGAGAGAUUUAGCAAAGAUCCAAGGGAAUUUGUUGGUAAUGGACGUCUCCUGGCAAGGCUAUGAGGAGGUGCCGCGUAUGGUCGUAGAAGGGUACAGUACAAUGCUCGCUGAAACAGACAGACAGUUACAGGAGAUGGUUGGGAAGCCCGCAACCCAUGUGAUUGCGUCGGUCGGAGUUGGCAGUUGGGCGCAAGCUGUAACUGUGCAUUACAAGAGCAAGCGGGAUCGGGCAACCGUCGUGGCAGUGGAGCCAGAGUCCGCUGCCUGUCUUCAAGAAAGUCUCAAAGCAGGACGGAUCGUAUCCAUCAAGACAGAUGAGACCAUCAUGAACGGCAUGAACUGUGGCACAGUCUCCUAUAUAGCCUGGGAUGUGCUCCGGAAGGGGGUCGAUGUGUGUGUCACAGUGUCGGAUCUAGAAGCGCAUCGCGAGGUAGAAUACCUUGGUGCCCACGCUGUGCCUUGUGGACCUUGCGGUGCUGCGCCUCUGGCUGCACUCAGAAAGCUGAUAGAGUCCAAGGACAGGUUUGGAUUGGAUGCGGCUUCUGUCGUAGUUUUGUUCAGCACAGAAGGAGCGCGUGAGUACGAGAUAUCGAAAUGAAAUGAACAGAGUAC
Messenger RNA from Westerdykella ornata, 1103 nucleotides. Its product is annotated as tryptophan synthase beta subunit-like PLP-dependent enzyme. Lineage: Eukaryota; Fungi; Ascomycota; Dothideomycetes; Pleosporales; Sporormiaceae. The record is from RefSeq and is a predicted model, not a curated record. The transcript is spliced from 2 exons. The coding region runs from base 1 to 1089 and encodes 362 amino acids.